UAAAAUGGGCUGGUGUGACUUAAGCCCCUUUCUGUGUACAUAAUGCAAGGGUGGUGUUGGCAUUGAUAUAAAUUCAGGUCUCUGGCGGUGCUUUACUAUAGUUUUUUCAGCACGAAGUAGCGAAAGGUAUCGAGCAAGACUCUUGGGACAUUGACUUGCACGCGCUUAACAUUAUACCAGAACUUGUGCUUGUGUUAGAGAAAAACGUCAGUAAUAGUUGAAAUUUAACCGACAGAAUACACUGAGCACGUUAAGUGCAUUAUAUCAUAUAAAAAUAUAACUGUGGAGAAGUUGAAGAGAAUACUACGUCAGCCGUGCACGUGCAAAAGAAGGGCAACAAUGACGACUCUCGUUUGUCUCAAAGUUCUAUUGUGCGCCGCUUUCUCGUCCACAAUUGCGUCAGGGCAGGAGGUGCAUGUAAAUUUUACUCUGGGUGAGGUCGUAGGAAUGACAGAGACCUUGAGCAACGGUCAGCAGGUUGUUAAAUACAUGGCUGUCCCCUACGCAGAGGCUCCCGUGGGGGAUCUUCGCUUCCGCAAACCGGUGCCAAAGGCAGCGUGGGAAUGGGUUUUAAAUGCCACGAAAGAAGGGCCGUCGUGUGUGCAAAUGAUGGACCCAAGUCUAAGCCAGUUUAUUGAAAAUACGGACAUAUCCGAGGACUGUUUACACUUGAAUAUAUACGUUCCAGUCUCGACGAGUAAAGCCCCCAAAGCGGUGAUGGUUUGGUUUCAUGGGGGUGGGUACGCUUCCGGUCAGGGAUCUAUGUACCCCUGCAGCACGCUAGCAGCUCAUGGAGACAUCGUCUGUGUUACCAUUAACUAUCGAGUUGACAUUCUGGGAUUUCUCUCAACGAUGGACGAAAAUUGUGUGGGGAAUUUCGGGCUCUGGGACCAACACGAGGCCUUAAAAUGGGUGAAAAAGUACAUUAGCGCAUUCGGCGGGGAUCCCAAUCGCGUGACAAUCUUCGGCCAGUCGGCUGGCGCGGCGUCCGUGAUGUUCCAGCUGGUUUCUAAGCACAAUAUUGGUGUGUUUCAGAGAGGCAUAAGUGAAAGUUCAAUGACCAUGUCCAAUGGCUACAGCAUGGUACCAGGGAACGACGCACGAAAUUAUGCCAAAAGCGUUGGUUUUGCUGCUGGUUGCAACACGACUGAUAACCCGGAUCUUUCGGACAGCAAACUUCUAAUAGAUUGCCUGAGAAGAGUACCUGGGGAAAAUUUUCGAACAAUAUCUAUGACAACGUACGGUCCUGUUUUGACUGGACAUGUAAUGAAAAUACCGAUUGGUCCGGUUGAAGAUGGCGAUUUCGUCCCAUUAGGCCUAAAAGAAUAUUUUAGUUCAAACGGACAAAAAGGGCAGUUUACAGAAAUCGAUCAAGUGUUCGGUAGUUUUGACUUCAUGGUGGGAACGACCUCUGAAGAAGCAAAUCUGAUGGUUUCGAUGUGGGCGGGUCUUGCGAUUGCUUGGAACAUUAGUAUCUCAAACGGACUUCCCGAAGACAAAAUAAAAAUGCUGCUUGAAGAUCACCUAGACGUUUACUAUCCAAAAAAUAGAAAAGAGAGCGAGAUCGCCAUCAACGAAGUUUAUUUCAAGGCUGACGAUCGGGUAACAAACACCCUCGCUCUAAGGGACAUGUUUACGCAUAUGUUCUUUACAAUCCAUUCUCUGCAGUCCUGCAACGCCCACAACAACGCGCUGACAUCUCCAAAUGAAGCGCAGAAUGCACAACGUAGCACGUACAUGUAUGAAUUCUCUCACCAUCUUAACGGCACUUCAUACUUGGAAAUGAUUUCGGAAGCAUCGUCGCCAUUUAAACUUCCUGAUUGGGUGGAGGGAGCAACGCAUGGAGAGGAGUUACCGUACUUAUUUGGGUUCGAACGUUAUGGCAAGGCAUUGAAUAGAUCAGAAUUGUGGAAUGCGAAAGACCAAGAGAUAUCCGAAGCCGUGAUGACGUACUGGACGAAUUUUGCCAAAACUGGGAACCCCAAUUUGGGCAACACGACAACAGAUGUCACUACAAGUACACUACCCAUAUGGAACCAAUACAGCCCCAACACCAAGUCAUAUCUGGACAUCGGUGACGUCAUAACUCCGAAGCAAAAUCCCCUCCCAAAUUUCAUGGAACUGUGGUUAAAGAAGAUACCGGAAAUAAUGCAGAAAACUACCCCGGCGAGUAAUGGAAAAACGAACACAUUAGAUAAACAGUGUGUGCUGGUGUUUUGUGUUUAUCUACUGUGGUCAUACUUCCAUUAUACUUCAUAGAGGUAUACAUG
Messenger RNA from Lingula anatina, 2270 nucleotides. RefSeq names its product fatty acyl-CoA hydrolase precursor, medium chain. The record is from RefSeq and is a predicted model, not a curated record. NCBI's taxonomy places the organism in Eukaryota, Metazoa, Brachiopoda, Lingulata, Lingulida, Lingulidae.